Molecule: messenger RNA, 843 nt
Organism: Cooperia oncophora
Lineage: Eukaryota; Metazoa; Nematoda; Chromadorea; Rhabditida; Trichostrongylidae
Source: the annotation of a GenBank genome assembly
CUGAUCAGUAAUUUUUCAGCGGGAAGCUAUUUGGUGGCGUAUGCUCGUGCAGCUGCACCAUCUGAUGAGGCACAGUUUGCUUCAUGUUCGAUAGGAUGUACAGCUAGUGACAUUACCGUGCGAGCAAAGCACUGGACAUCGGAGAAUGUACUUCUUCAAGUUUGUCUUCGGGAAUCAUUCCCGAACGCUGGAGUUGUACAUAAUCCACUUCUCAAUUGUCAAGAGUUCCCUGCUUCCGAUGGAUUGACAGCAACUGAACUCGUUUUGCCAAAGACUUCUCUAGUCGAUAUCGUAUUCGUGGCAUCGAAUUUCAUUGGAGAAAAUGGAGAUAUGGCAAUCUUGAACGAUAUCGAAGUCUCGUAUGAUAGAAAUGGUCCAGAAUGCGAAGAGACGGGAGGUAGCUCAGCAUUUGGCUCACAGAAGCAGGUUGUCAGGGAAGAGAUCGAGGAGACCGUCAUCAAGAGCACAAAAACGUCCAGCGGACAAAAUCAUGCCAAGGGAACGAAAACGCAAAAAUUCAGCGAAACGAUCUGUUCAGCAACCAAAUGUGACUUUGAAAACGGAAACACGUGUCAUUACAAGGACGCUUAUCAGUCGCAAUCCAUCCGUGGGCUAACAACGAAAUUCCAAGUUGUAAAAGGGCAAUUCAUGAACAGAGUCACUGGUGUGAAGGAAAGCAGUGAAGGCGACUAUUAUGCGGCCACGUUCUUGUUCCCACGUGAAAUGGCCGGUCUCGAAGCAACAACAGAGCCAUUCACCGAGAAAACCCGGUUACGCUUCCAGUACUAUGAAGGCACACAUGGUGUACAACUGAAAGAGACAGACGUGACCCCUGGCGUGUAG